Saccostrea echinata is the source of this 2026-nucleotide messenger RNA. RefSeq lists its product as uncharacterized. The transcript has a single exon. NCBI's taxonomy places the organism in Eukaryota, Metazoa, Mollusca, Bivalvia, Ostreida, Ostreidae. The record is from RefSeq and is a predicted model, not a curated record. Bases 74 to 2026 code for a protein of 650 amino acids.
CAGCAGGACAGCCGUACAGCAAAUAUCAGAGUCAGUGUUUGUGGGACUGUGUCAUAAAGUGGGUACCUCACAAAUGCUGGCCAUGAGGAGAGAUGUGAUGGACAUCAGGGAUAAGGUGGAAAAUCAAAUGACAACAAAUUAUGGGUACAGUGAGAUGGUGAGUGGAAGCCGCAGAGAAGGAUUCAGACUGAAAGAAUCAGAUAUAGAUUUUAUGUACUGGCCAAAUAAUUACAGUGUGAUCUGGGAAUUAUCUCAGUCUCAGUAUUACAACACACACAGACAAACACUGAUCCUCUGUGACUGUUCUAAUAGUCCACCAGGAUUCACUUUGUUAUAUUUACUCUCACCAAGAAUGAAUAGAGAAAUUCAGAGAGCUUGUGUUAGAAUGUAUAACAGACAUUAUAUAUCUAGUUCUAUACACAGACAGAUCAUGUGUCUUCUAUCAUCAAUUUAUUCCACUCAACAUGGACCCUGUGCCAGUGGAACGGUUGGAUCAAUAGAAUAUGAUUAUACGUGCUGUUUUGCUUGUGACUUUUGGCCUCCAUCUGCCUCCUCAUGGAUAGACAGAUGUCACUCAUGGCCCCAGCCUCAUGUUGUUGAUGAUAUAGUGAAAAAUGGAUGUCACUUUGUAGCAAUUGGAAAUAAGUUAGGAAGUCAUGAAGACCAUGAAUGGAGAAUUUCUUUCUCUCUGGCAGAACACAAACUUGUGUAUGCAAUGAACCACUGUCAAUUCUUAACUUAUGGCUUGCUUAAAUUGUUCUUAACAGAAAUAAUAAACAAUGGAGUAGGUGAUGAUGAUAAAUUACUGUGUUCCUAUCACAUGAAGACAGCAGUUUUCUGUGUGAUUCAACAAAAUACAUUACCUCAUUGGUGUCCACAAAAUCUCCUGGGUGGUUUCUGGGUCUGUUUUAAACUCAUACUCAAAUGGGCGUAUGAGGGGGUCUGUCCUAACUUUUUCAUUCCAGAAAAUAACAUGUUUCUGAGUAAAAUUCAUGGCAAAAAUCAACAUCAAUUAUUUGUGAGAUUGUAUAGGUUGUAUGAGAAGGGUUUAGCAUUCCUGCUACACAGUCCCUCCAUAAGGUCUUAUAUUAUAAAUGUCCUUUUUAAUCCCAGACUCUCCAUCUGUACAGAUGAACAUACUCUGAUUUCUGAGACUGAGUUUGAUGUAAAUCUAUAUGAGGAAAUACAAAAACAUGACACAUAUUCAAAAUUCAACAUACAAAGUUGUACGAGAUAUCUACAUGCAGUAGAACAGAUGAUGGGUUCACCCCUCCUGACACAGUAUCAAGUCCUUGUGCUACAGAAACUUACAGCUGGUGUCCUUCAGAAAACAGCUUUUAUAUUAUACAUGGAAACUUGCACACAGGAAAACAAACUGAGGUAUAGAGCUGACAAAAUCUCCUGUCACAUGCUGAAAUUAGCAGCCAAAUUUGGUUGUAUUACUGACAUGAUGUAUAUAGCCAAGUAUUAUUACAAGACACUUAGAUACAUGGAAGCUUUAUCUAUUAUAGAGAUGAUCAAGGUCAAGUUAGCACAGCCGUAUGUGAUGUAUAGGUUUAAUGUAGAUACAGAGAUGUAUACUGAAGCUGUAGAGGAGCGGUCCUGGUCUACAAAGAUGAGACAGGCUGUAGCAUGGUAUAUCAAACUUGACAAUAGAAUCCAUUACAUCAGUGAAUUGAUACCGGAACAACAGUCCGCUCUACAGAACAGAUCCCUUGUAUUAUUUAUCCCACGCUUGAUACUGUUUUACAUGCUAGAGAUCUUGUGCUACAGACAUUUAGACAGAAUGAUAGCACAAACAGCUCUAGAUGAUCUACAAACCCUAGUUCACUACGAACAGGGACAGCUUAUAUCUAUACAUCUCAGAGACGUAUCGUGGCAGAUUCUGGGGAUCUGUCAACAGGUGACAGGGAACCUCCAGGCUGCUCUAUACUCAUACCAACAAUCUCUCAGACAAAUACCAUUCAGCAAAAUACGCACAUCUACAGAAAUGAGAAUACACGAAGUCUGUCUACAAAAUCAAUAA